AGAGCGCUGUUCGAGGCCUACAAACUUGCUCUCUCUCAUCCCGCAACACUCAAAAGGUAGCGCGCGUUCCAGGUAGUAUAUAUUUCAUUGUCCAAAAUAAACAAUGCACCCUUUGAGUUUACACAGCUGAUAUAUUAAAAAGUUCGCGAUUAUGGUUGAUUUAGACGAGUAUAAAGAACGUGUACGACUACUUAGAGAAUAUGCACUCGGGCAUGACGUUUCAGAAGCUCAAACCACGGAAAUAUUCCAAGCAUGUUUCCAGCAUUUAGAGACAAAAUAUUCGAAAAAACCGAGCAGACUGUUGAAACUUUUGUUGCAGUUUUUUUGUUUGCUUCUUGUUAUUUCGUUUGUAUUCCUGAUUUUGUGCAAUCAAAGAUGGUUAAGCGAUAUACUCGUGAGAUUCUUACAGAACUCCAUUUAUCCUGGUUUAUAUACCUUACGUAAAGUGGCUGUACCUGUUAUCAGUUUCUAUCCAUCUUUAUCUGAAUUAUAUGAUGAAUGGUGUUUAAUAGAGAAUCCAUAUUUCUAUGUCAAUGAUAUGGAUUGUUGGCCCUGUACUGUAGUUCAUUCUGUACCAGACUUGACUGGUCACAAUAUCAGUAAAUCUUUUAAUGUUGGUAUACCAUUCACUAGAGCUGAGAAUAAUACAAAGGUCAAGAUGAAUGAUUUAGUCAAUAUAUAUUGGAGUAACUAUGAUGUCUUUGAUCAGGAUGCUAAAAGAAUCAUCUCGAAUAACGAAUCUCUCAAAACCAUACAUGAUACCAUGGUUAACAGACUGGAUAUGUAUCCAACUGAUUCAUUCACCACUCAUGUAUUAUGGAAGAUAAAUCGCAUGAAGCCUAACAGGAUACUACGAAAGUUAUUUCCAAAACCAGCUGAAGUUCCAACUUGGUGGAGUCAAGGCACAGAGAAAUUUGUCUUUAUUGACGAAUCAAAAUCACCACCUUAUUCAUUGCCUAAUCCCGAAUGCAGUAAUAUUGUGAUACGAUGCGCAGCCGGUGCAAGACUGAUAAGGAUGACACCAAGUUCAGAGUGUGCACAACAUUGUAGAUCUUCUAUCAUCUUGCUGUCUGCUGGACAUACACUAUGGUACAAUUGGUGGUAUUGGAGACCCGUGAGUCUACCUGUGUACAAUGCUACUGAUCUCUCUAUUGGUUAUCUAACUUCGUUUUGUUAGCACCAUCGAUAGGAACAUUCAUACGAUGUGCCAAAGUGAUGUAGCCGUCUGUCAUACAU
Molecule: messenger RNA, 1236 nt
Organism: Odontomachus brunneus
Lineage: Eukaryota; Metazoa; Arthropoda; Insecta; Hymenoptera; Formicidae
Exons: 5
Coding region: 152-1177 (341 amino acids)
Source: RefSeq, a predicted model, not a curated record